CAAAAAAUACAUGAAAGUAGAUUGUGAAUCCUAACAUAUCUCCGGUCUUGUAUAUACUGCUUUGGCAACAGCAUCACCUUAUUAUAAAGAUCAAUACACUGUCGACAGGAAGGUUGUUCCUGUAACAACCGAUGCUUCAGUCUUGAAGACUCACCAUGUACAAGCGGGUGUUCCUCCCACUGUUCCUUCCGACACUGUGGACAGCAAUGUCAGCAUCGUCAGCAUGUGGAGGAUUACCAUUUCUGCGACACGCAGACUUAGAUGACGUCUUGUUUACUGAAAGUCUUGUGGCUGAACACGUCGUAGAAGGAAGAUUUUUAUGUUCAGAACGUUGUUACCAUCACCCCUUCUGUAACAUGCUGCUGUACAACCCAGAGUCUCAACGAUGCCGCCUAUACAAGUCCUUCGUGAACACAGGAGGCACUGCAGACAUGGGCUGGCAAUGCUAUGCAGUUGAUUGCAACAAAUUCCGGCUGGAGAAUGCUGUGUCUCUGUCCGUCGUAAACCAAUCUGUGAGUGUUGUCUGUAGAAGCGGAUUCUCGUACUUUCCCUCGCCCCCGUUGCGCUGUCACCUUAACACUGGAGUCAUCAACAUCGGGAUGUGUGUCCAGACACGUUGGGUCAAUCAGCCAUAUCCAUUCCGGACUGUUUUUCCAGCACCGUUAUCAAAUGGGGCAGAAAUCUCAGUGAGAUGGGCUGGCAAAGGAGAAAAUGUUUCGUCCAUUAAUCUGCAAAGUGGCGACAACAGUUAUGUGUUCCACUUUGCCGUCCGAUGGUGGGAAACUGAAGCGCUCUACAACACGAAGUCAUCAGCUGGACAGUGGGAAACAGAGCUGUUUGCAUCGACCUUCAUCUUCACUCCUGACGUGGUGUAUAACGUCAGCGUCAGAAUAACGACUACCCAUUAUCUGAUCUUCAUUGACGGCGAUAGUUUCCUCGAAGCCCCAAUACGUAAACCUGUGGAAGACGCUGUGUCCCUUGUAGUGUAUGUCAGUCACUUGGAGUCAGUUGAAGUCAAAUACCCAUGAUAAGUGUGUGUGUCCUGGGUGCCAAUGCCCCGGUCACCAUCAGCCCUGCUUGUCCGGGAUCAAGUGAAAGUGAACGACAUUUGGUGUGAUGUUGUACUAUUUAUAUAAGCCGAUUUAGCAGCUAUACCACUUAUAUACUUUGAUACAUUCUGAGUAAAUGAAACUUGACUGAGCUAUUUCAUGGACAAAAUUACAAAUUAUUAAAAUUUAAACGUGCCAACAAAAAGAUUCAGAAAGAAUUUCCUUUGUUACGAUUUAUAUUAUACAUGUUGCAUUUUACUGAUUAGACUUCGGGUAAGGGUGUGAUUUGUACAAGACAUUUUUUACAUCAAUACUUUAAUAAUGUAGUUAAUUCAGUUACAAAUGGCCAAAAAAGUGUCGUAUUUUCUAAGCUCGUUGUUAAUUUCAGAGUUCUGUAUUUUUACCGUUGUCUGCUGUCAGCAUUAAUGUCAAUAAAAUAUG
Haliotis rubra (blacklip abalone) is the source of this 1490-nucleotide messenger RNA. RefSeq lists its product as uncharacterized. The transcript has 5 exons. NCBI's taxonomy places the organism in Eukaryota, Metazoa, Mollusca, Gastropoda, Lepetellida, Haliotidae. Gene Ontology annotation, molecular function: carbohydrate binding. The record is from RefSeq and is a predicted model, not a curated record. Bases 156 to 1028 code for a protein of 290 amino acids.